Molecule: messenger RNA, 916 nt
Organism: Penaeus chinensis
Lineage: Eukaryota; Metazoa; Arthropoda; Malacostraca; Decapoda; Penaeidae
Product: protein lethal(2)essential for life-like
Exons: 2
Coding region: 133-777 (214 amino acids)
Biological process (GO): response to heat; protein refolding
Molecular function (GO): protein folding chaperone
Source: RefSeq, a predicted model, not a curated record
AAUGCCAAAAAAAAAGAAGCCAUAAUUCCUGUCCAGUUGGAAAAUAAAAAGGAAAUUGUUCACCAAGGUAAUACAGCAGAUACACUCGUGUCUGCCGACAAAGUUGAACAGAAACACUCAUCUGCAGACCUAAUGAGCCCAACUUCAGACGAUGACGACGAUGAAGGAUACACAUUCAUCGUGAGACAGCCUGGAAAUUCCUAUCGAGUUACCUUUGGUGAUGAAGAAUCCCAUGCGUGGAAGAGGGAUUCCUCAGCGUGUGAUCCCAGGAGCAACUAUUCUUUUAAGAGUUCAGGAUUUGAUUGCGUUAACAGGAACUUGCCCAUCGUCAGGAAGGGUCUGUUUGCUGAUGAUUGCUGCUUCGAGAAUGUUCGUCAUAGUUACAGUCAGGCUGUGAAAGAAGUUUUGGAAAAGGCUAAUGGAUGGUCUUGUCGAAGUGACGCCAUGGACAACUACAGGAAACUUCGUCAGCAGAAACUCAAUUUAGAAAACCAAGCAGUUGGUGUCUCAGAGGAUUCAGAAUCGCAUAAGAUUGUGAUAGACGUGUUUGACUUCAUUAGCGGCGACGUGACAGUGCGCUUGGUGGAAGGAAAGGAACUGCUGGUCGAGGGUCAAGCAGAGAAGCAGGACGGAAGCAGAGUGUCCCGAGUGAGCUUCGUGCGUCGCUUCGCGUUGCCUGACCUCGUCGACCGAGACGCCAUCAGCUGCGUGUUGUCCUCGGACGGAAUCCUGACAAUCAUCUCCAAGAAGAAGGGAAAGGCGCAGGGGCAGGAAUGAUAUUCUUUAAGCUGAAGUAAUUUCCUGACGUGGGUUAAAGCGAGGGCGAAUUAAAUGGCUCAGUAAAUGCAUUGAAGAUUCUACGAAACUGUACGUUCCAAAAAUAUUUUUAUAUGAUUAAAAUAAAUGAAAUCAUUUC